Messenger RNA from Ctenopharyngodon idella (grass carp), 5068 nucleotides. RefSeq names its product ankyrin repeat and MYND domain containing 1 (gene ankmy1). NCBI's taxonomy places the organism in Eukaryota, Metazoa, Chordata, Actinopteri, Cypriniformes, Xenocyprididae. Gene Ontology annotation, molecular function: protein binding. The transcript has 16 exons. The record is from RefSeq and is a predicted model, not a curated record. Bases 1155 to 4358 code for a protein of 1067 amino acids.
AGCACAUUGAGAUUAAAAAUCUCUUUUACAAGAGCGUCCUGGAUAAACAGUACACAGCUCACAUGGGUUUAACAACUAACAUCCAUACAUAUGUACAUACACACAAGCAAAUUAAACCUAUAAAAUGAAAAGAAUAUCAAUACAUAACUAGUCAAAACAACUACAGCCUAAUGUUUCCGUCUCCAAGUCAUUUAAAAUCCUUUUAAAAUUGUCCAAUGAAACCAAUGAAAUUGCUCCCUAAUUUUCAACUUAAUUUGCACAUUAUUCCAGGCGGAGGGAGCAGCAAAUUUAAAUGCCCUUUCCCCCAAUUCAGUACGUACUCCUGGAACAGACUGUAAGAAAAAAUCCUGGGACCGAAGGCUAUAAUUUCCAACAUGUUUUAUGUUGGAAAUUAUACCUAAGACCAGCAAACCACCUUAAGUAUUUUUCUUAAGCGGAAAGUAUCUUAAGUGUCUUAGUUUUCAUUGUAAUUAUUUAUCCGAAUGUUCUCAGAAGAUCAUUGACUCUUAAUUAAACGUGCAUCUCUUUGGAAGGCCACUUGUAAUGAAUAACCUAUUCGCGACCACAUAUCAUGUGUCGCGCGCUAAAGAGCACGCGCUUGAGGAGCUUUGUGCUCGCGAUGCUUUGGUGCACACCUGACAGCCGUCAAAUAGUUCAAGAAAACAGAUUAAUUAGUAAUGUGUUGAAACAUUAUUAUCGCAGAUAUGGUUGUGUGUGGGCUUGUGAGAGAGAGAGAGAGAGAGAGAGAGAGAAGAAAGAGAGCGAGAAAAGCUAGAGCGCGCGCUCUCAACUGCCCCUGGGCCGUUGCGGUUGCUUAGUUGCGCGGUGUUUAACUACUGUAGCAGGUCACUUGAAACACAAAAACAAACCAACGAGGAACACGUGUUUAUUUCAAGAGGGUCGUCGGCCUUUGUCAUGUAUAUUAUGUUGUGAAUAGACCAUCUGGAGUACCAGCUAUCUCACAGAGGAACUGGAGUAAUUGCAGUUAAUUUAAUGAGGAUUUUUUUUCUGCGUGAUGUGUAGCUUUUUACUUUGACAGAUGUAAAUUUACGACAUGCAGUUAGGAAUUCUCGCGUCGUCAUGGUAACCAUCCGAAGUUAAACAAUAAAGUCACUCAGAAGUCGUGCGCUGUGUGAAUAAACGUUUAUAAAGUCAUGAAUAAGAAGAAUAGAACAGUAAUGUGGGGAAGGGAUAUUGCUUGCAAAAGAAAUGGACAUGGAAUCCAGGAAUGGCCCGAUGGAUGUAAAUAUGAGGGGGAAUUCGUAAAUAACCUGAAGCAUGGCACUGGUGUAUUCACAUGGGCAAAUGGAGAGUUUUAUAAAGGUUCAUUUUUUAAGGAUUAUCGGCAUGGCAAAGGCAUGUAUUCCUGGCCGGAUGGAUCCAAAUACACAGGAAACUUUUAUCUGAACCGAAAAGAAGGAUAUGGAGUGCAUGUUUUCCCAGACAGAUCAACCUUUGAGGGUCUGUAUCAUGCUGAUAAACGCUUUGGCCCUGGAAUCAUGACAUACCUUGAUGGACGACAGGAUGUGGGCCUUUGGCACAGAGAGGUGUUACUGCGAAUAUGCACCACACUGGAGGACGGCUUCAGUCUGGAGGACUUCCCAGAACACAUGACCAGACUGCCUAAAAAACACCUGAAACAACCUCACCUUCCUCCCGAUGUGGAGUGGAGUACAGAUGGCGGCCCCCUCGAGUCCGAUCAGGGGUUAUCAGAGGACGAGGAACGUUUCAUCCUGCCUCCAGACACUGAGAGCUACUCCACAGACUCAGACCAUCUCCCCAUCCCCAGGUGUCUACGUCGGGAACUGGACCUUCACUUUUUUGGCAGGAGUGACAUCAGCACAGAGCAGCGAUCAGCAUUGACAGCCUUGACGCUACAGCAGCGCAUGAAUGCACACAUUCAGAGACACAGAUUUGAGACAGAAACAUUAGACUGGGAUGUCACUGCAGUUCUGAAUAUGAACAGGACUCAGUUUGGACCCAAAGGUCCCCUGGAACUGAACUCAGAGAAACUGAUCAAGGAAGCUUCACAUGGUGAAUGUAGGAAUGUUUAUCGAAUCCUCAGAGAUGGAAAAGUCCAUCCCGACGUGAGUGAUGCACGGGGACAUACAGCUCUCAUAGCAGCCACGGUGCAUUGUCAUGAUGAUGUCAUCCACAUGCUGUUGGACAGCGGGGCCGAUGUUAAUAAGCUAAAUGAUGAAGGCAUGUCUGCUCUGGCUGUCUGUAAUGUCCUCUACUACCCACUUCAGUCUUUACAUGAGACACUGGCUGAGAAAGUGACCCAGAAUAUCAGCCCAGAGCCACAGCCUUUGGAAGAUGUCUCCCAUAAAUCCUCUCCAGAUCCAAUGACAGGAACACCCAAAGAUGAAAGCGGCCAAGAGACAUUUGAGACACCAAGACAGACCAACCAGGUUGACCAAAGUCUUGAACCAGAGAACCUCAUUAACUUGGAGAAACUCGAAGCUCAAGAGCAAAUCAUUGAGGUCAUAAAUGAAGAUCAACUUGACCAACCAGAAGGCUUUAACAACUCUGAGGAACCUCAAGUUCAUUAUCAAAUCAAUGAAAAUACAGACCCAAACAAGAAGAUAGUUCUUCAGCCUGAACAUGAACAAGACAGACCAUCAGUAGAACCACUUGAUAUCAUUUCAAGAUCUAUUCAAGUCUUUGAUGGUACAAUUGCAGUGGGUUCUGUGUUGUGGCAAGAGAGGAAAGCAAAGAGUGUUGUUGACUCUGAAGAAGAGGUGACAAAUCUGGAGUUUGAAGAAAAACUAGAGAGGAGCAUCAGAUCCGAUGACCUUUACUUUGAUUCUGCAUGUUCUCUUGCUAGUUUUCACAUUGACGUCACAGACGAGAUCCUGCAAAAGAGUGCUGAGAUCCUGUGCCAGACAGGAACAGUGACUAUGACAGACACCCAAGAGACGGUCCGGAAAAUGGCACUUCUUAAAACAGAACAUCGGAAUCGAUGGAUUACAAUUAAUCUACUGUUGGAGAGAGGAGCAGACCCAAAUGCCUCUACUGUCCCCAUGCCCAUCAUCUUCCUGGCUAUCAAAGCUGCCCAUGUCAAGGGUGUCCGUCGUCUACUGGAGUGCGGGGCUCGUACAGACAUACCUCUACUUCCAGAGCAAAGGGGUCUGUACCCCCUUCACAUAGCAGCAGGUUUGCCUGGAGCAGAGGGUCCUGAAAUCACACAGCUCCUCUUGCAUGCCCUAGCGGACCCUGACGUCAAAGCUCAGGAUGCCAAUGAAGUCUACGAGUUUGAUAAGAACACGUUUGAGCACCAGGCCUUUGAGAAUCAGCAUUUCAUGGCCUCUAGACCCCUGGCUAAGUUCAAUGAAGCCCCCGUCGAGUUUCCUCAAGAAGGUGGGAGGACACCACUACAUGUGGCCUGCCAAAGAGACAGUGAUUAUGCAAAUGCUAGAGAUGUGGUUGCACUUCUCCUUUCUCACAAAGCAAGCCCCAAUGAUGUGUGGAGUGGCCAUUCACCCCUGUCUCUGGCCAUUGCAAGUGGCAACGACCUUGCUGUGGAUGAACUGCUGGCCGGAGGGGCUGAUCCUAAUCUUCCUCUCACCCGUCAUGUGGGCAGUGCCCUCUGUGCCCUUGCCAACAUCAACUACAACCAUGGGCCACAUCCACGCAACCAAGUCAAGCUGCUGGAAAAGUUGAUCAAAUCUGGCGCUGACAUCCUCAUGCCUGUCGUGGUGGUCGAGGGACGCAGGUGCGCUGUGGGAACAGUCGUGGAUUAUGCGCACUGCGCAUUCCAACAGAACCAGCGCAUGGCCCACACCCCGUAUCAUGCCCUCAACAAGUAUGAGAGACAAACCUUUAAUGCCCGCCGGCAGUUGCUAGGCCUCAUGGGAGAUCUGCUGAGACAGGCAGCAGUCAGAAUGGAAACACGCCGCAUGGAGAAGGAAAGGAGCCAAGGCGUACUCAGUGUCAGUCCCUCAGAGAAGUUUGUGUAUACUGGAGCAGGGGCGACACCGAGUCUCCUGAGCUCUCCUGAACAGAACAGCAAGACUUCCUUUAAAAAAUGCAUCAGUCAGAGAGUGCAGAGAAAGCCUCGCUUCAAAUAUUGCUACCAGUGCGGCCGUUCGGUGGGUGUGCAGCUUAUGGCCUGUAGCCGCUGUCAUGAGGUCUUUUACUGUAGCAAGACCUGCAAAAUUAAUGCAUGGGAUGAACGCCACAGAGACGAGUGUGUCCGUUUGCCAGUUGUCAGUGGAAAAAGCAGCAGAGAUAAAUGUGCAUCCAUCGGACCACGUUCACCUGUGUCGACCAAAGAAGCAAAAGGCAAGACCUUCCAUCUGAGCGUGACCCCAAAAAUACAAGAGUAUGACCUGAAUGAAAAUUACAGUUUUAUUUAGAAUGCAUUUAAAAGGCCAAUUGGACAUUAGUUAUGUACGUUUUCAGCUUCACAUUUAAAUUUUCUGAAAAGAGCAAGGAUUUAAAACUUGAGCAAGAAUAUGACUUUUUAAAAAAGUCAAGGUCUAUUAAUAGAAAUUCUUUGAAAAGACAGACAACAUCCAUUUUGUUUGAACAACUGUGCAUGUUUAUUACGUAAAACAGACCAAAUUUACAAAUUCAAACCUCAAAUAAAACGCUAGUCCUGAAAUAUAUCAAAUGUUCCAUUACACACAUCUCUGUCUCUCUCGAAUGAGCGUUUGCUCAAUCCGUCACUGUCACAUGAAACACAUUACGCUUGUGUUUGAGCCCUUCUCAAUGUCCAUUCAUUGAGUCAUGCGAUCGACUAAGAGGAUACAAUGUGCUUUUCAUUUACCGGACAACCGAGUACAAAAACGAACCUUCCUGUGACAGAGAUUGUACACUACAUCAUGUACAUUCUCAACUGUGUUUACAUUCCACAACGUUUUAAACCAGGUCCUUGUGGAUUCAGCUUUAGUUGUGCAUCAAAAAAAGGAGUCAUUAGAAACAAAUAUCAGAAACAUGAAGAUAGUUUGACACAUUUAAAUGCAACAUUUAGGAACUAGAUGCUGAUAUUGUCCAAGACAUUUUGUAGGAAUGUUUUUUUUUUUUUUUUUUUUUACAUGUUUGUCUGAUCAAAAGUUCAGAAAAA